AUGGUUACUUCAUCCUCAAUUACAAUUUUAAAAAUCAAAUUUCUAACAAAUCAUCACGUUUCAAGUCCAAAAAUUACUACUACCAUCAUCUUCCACUACCGCUAUUGCCUUCCACUACCACUACCUCCUUUCACCGCCGGCACCACAGCCUUCCCCCAAAACCACUGCCUUCCGCCACCGCCACUUCCUUCCACCGCCACCACCUUCCACCGCUGCUAUUGCCCCAACACCACUGCUUUCCCCUACCAGCACCUCCUUCCACCGCCUUCCACUACUGCUAUUGCCUUCCCCCAACACCUCCGCCUUCCACCACCACCACCUUCUUUCACCACCGCCACCACUGCCUUCUCCCAACACCAUCGCCUUUCGCCAUCACCACCUCUUUCCACCACCACCGCCACCGCCUUCUACUGCUGCUAUUGCCUUCCGCCACCACCACCUCCUUCCACCGUCACCGCCUUCCACUUCUGGUAUCGCCUUCCACCACUACCACCUCUUUUCACCGCCGUCUUCCCAAAACACCACCACCAUCACCGUCUUUUGCACCUUCCACUGCCUUCCACCACCACUGUUUAG
Cornus florida is the source of this 576-nucleotide messenger RNA. Its product is annotated as extensin-like. The record is from RefSeq and is a predicted model, not a curated record. The transcript has a single exon. Lineage: Eukaryota; Viridiplantae; Streptophyta; Magnoliopsida; Cornales; Cornaceae. Bases 1 to 576 code for a protein of 191 amino acids.